This is a messenger RNA of Lagopus leucura (white-tailed ptarmigan), 732 nucleotides long. RefSeq names its product distal-less homeobox 4 (gene DLX4). The record is from RefSeq and is a predicted model, not a curated record. Gene Ontology annotation, biological process: negative regulation of transcription by RNA polymerase II; embryo development; cell differentiation. Gene Ontology annotation, molecular function: RNA polymerase II cis-regulatory region sequence-specific DNA binding; DNA-binding transcription factor activity, RNA polymerase II-specific. The transcript is spliced from 3 exons. NCBI's taxonomy places the organism in Eukaryota, Metazoa, Chordata, Aves, Galliformes, Phasianidae. Bases 1 to 732 code for a protein of 243 amino acids.
AUGACCAUGAGCUCCGUCACCGAGAGCUUAUUGGGCUCCGACCCAUCCAAAACUUCUUUCCUGGAGCUCGGCCACCCCUCUCCUCCGCAUUACCCGCUGCACGGCCUCCACCCCGCCGGCCACCCCCAGCACGACCCGUCGCCCUUCUCCUCCUACAGCCGGCCCGGUUCCUAUCCUUACCCCGGCGGUCCUCCCCCCCCGCCCCACGGCAGCCCCUACCUGCCCUACCCGCCCCAGCAUCCCCCGGCCGGGCUGGCCCACGGCGCCGGGCUGCAGGACGCAGAACCCAACAAGCCUCCGCCAGUGGCCAACGGCGAGCUGCGCCUCAACGGCAAGGGGAAGAAGCUGCGCAAACCACGCACCAUCUACUCCAGCCUGCAGCUGCAGGCCCUCAACCAACGCUUCCAGCAGACCCAAUACCUGGCGCUGCCCGAGCGCGCUGAGCUGGCGGCCCAGCUGGGGCUCACCCAGACCCAGGUCAAAAUCUGGUUCCAGAACAAGCGCUCCAAGUACAAGAAGAUCAUGAAGCAGGGCUCGAGCGCACCCGAUGGGGAGCAGCACCUGCACACCUCCUCCUCGCUGUCCCCAUGCUCCCCCAGCAUCCCCCCGCUCUGGGACAUCCCUGUGCCGGGCAAAGGGCCCCCGCUGCCCCCCAGCAACUACAUCAGCAGCUUUGGAGCCUGGUAUCAGCCUCACCCUCAGGACUCCGUGCCCCGUGGUCCCAUGAUGUGA